Messenger RNA from Sphaeramia orbicularis (orbiculate cardinalfish), 2112 nucleotides. RefSeq names its product meprin A, alpha (PABA peptide hydrolase), tandem duplicate 2 (gene mep1a.2). The coding region runs from base 1 to 2112 and encodes 703 amino acids. Gene Ontology annotation, cellular component: membrane. The record is from RefSeq and is a predicted model, not a curated record. Gene Ontology annotation, molecular function: metalloendopeptidase activity; protein binding; zinc ion binding. Lineage: Eukaryota; Metazoa; Chordata; Actinopteri; Kurtiformes; Apogonidae. The transcript is spliced from 14 exons. Gene Ontology annotation, biological process: proteolysis.
AUGGGCUCUGGUGACGGUUUCAUGAAGAUCGCCCUGUUGGUUGGCACUUUUGUAUUUUCGCAGGUGCAGCCUCUUCCAACUUGUACCAUUGAUGAUGCAGAUGCAGGUGAACUAAGGGAAGACAUUCCUGAGAUCAAUAGAGGGUUAAAAAACCUCUUUGAGGGAGACAUUGCUGGUGAUCCCAGCAGAAAUGCAAUCCUUGAUGAAACAAGAAGAUGGAAAUUUCCUAUCCCAUAUAUCCUAAUGGAUUCUUUAGAGCUGAAUGCUAAAGGUGUAAUCCUGCAGGCUUUUGAGGAGUACCGGCUCAGAUCCUGUGUAGACUUCAAGCCCUAUGAAGGAGAGACCAGCUACAUCUCCUUCACUAAGCUCUCAGGAUGCUGGUCGUAUGUUGGUGAUGAUAAAGUGGGUCAGAAUGUGUCUAUUGGGGCAAGGUGUGACACUAAGUCCAUUGUGCAGCAUGAGCUCCUUCACGCUCUGGGAUUCUAUCACGAACAAUCUCGUUCAGACAGAGAUGACUAUGUUAAGAUCUGGUGGGACCAGAUUGAAGAAGGGAUGGAACACAACUUCAACAAGUAUGAAGAUGACUUCAUCACUGAUCUGAACACGCCCUAUGACUAUGAGUCCAUCAUGCACUACAGGCCACUGUCCUUCAACAAGAACGAGAGCAUUCCCACCAUCACUACCACCAUUGACUACUUCAACAACAUCAUUGGCCAGCGGCUGGACUUCAGUGCUGUAGACAUCACCAGGCUGAAUCGCAUGUAUGACUGUGCCAACACCCACACUCUGCUGGACCAGUGCUCAUUUGAGCUGAUUAACAUCUGUGGAAUGGUCCAGAGUAGCAUCGAUAAUGCCGACUGGGUCCAGACCUUGAGCUCUCCAAAUGACACUGAUCACACCCUUGUAGGGCGCUGCAGAGAUUCUGGUUACUUCAUGAAGUUUGACACGUCUUCUGGCGAACCUGGGAGCAGUGCUUUGCUGGAGUCACGUAUCCUCUACCCCAAGAGAGCCGAGCAGUGUCUGCAGUUCUUCUACAAGAUGAGCAGAGUAGCUGGAGACAAGCUGGUGUUAUGGGUCAGAAGUGAUGAUGGGACUGGAAAUGUUCACAUUAACAAAAAGAUCCAGACCAUUACAGGAGAUGGAGAUGAUGCCUGGAAAGUAGCCCAUGUGUCUCUCAAACUGAAGAACAAGUUCCGUUAUGUUUUCCAAGGAAUCAGGGGGUCACUCACCUCCUUGGGUGCCAUCUUAAUCGAUGACAUUACUCUGACUGAGACUGUUUGUCCCAAUGCCAUCUGGCAAAUCAAAAACUUCCCAAACCUUCUCAAUACCACAGCUCUGGGUAGUUCACUGACAAGCAAGUGCUUCUAUAACUCCGAGGGCUACUCAUUUGGCCUAAGGGUAUACCCAAACGGAAGGCUUCCUGGUUACCCAGAAUACUUAGCCAUUACCUUUCACCUCUGCAGCGGGGAAAAUGAUGCAGUAAUGGAGUGGCCAGCCAAAAACAGGCAAGUGACCAUCAUUGCCAUGGACCAGGAUCCUGACGCUAGACUGAGGAUGUCUUCUACCAGAAGCUUCACCACAGACGGUGACGCCAGCUGGAACAGACCAACAGCAACUUCAGGAGCAUUGUGGGAUGCCGACUGCAGCUGCUACCGUGGGAAGGACACAGGCUGGAGCACAUUCAUAUCUCACACUCAUCUAAAGAGCAGGAGCUUCCUCAAGAACAAUGACCUCAUCAUCACUGCUGACUUUAACGAUUUGACUCACCUGAUCAAGACUGAGGUUCCUGUGAAGCCAUCCACUCCAAAAAAAGACAUCACAGAUGAGGAGCCAGUCAGCGAAGUGCAAAUAGGACCAGAGGAGUCUAAACACAGAGUAGCUCGUGCUACCAACCUCUGCCAUCCAAACUACUGUCUGAAUGGUGGAGUGUGUGUUGAGAGUGAAGGGCAGGCCUCGUGCAGGUGUGCAUCAAGCCAAGCCUCCUACUACACUGGUGCAAGAUGUGAAAUCAUGAACUUUGACAGAAGCAUCCUAGGAGCACUGGUUGGUGGUGUUGCAGGGACUGUAAUUCUAACAGUGGCCAUCUUCACUGUCGUCAGACAAGCCCAGUGA